GACAAAAUCUUGUCCUAAUAACAUCUUUUCUGUGGCGAGUGGCAAUUUUUUUCAGGCUACAUGUGCAUUUUAAUUCUUAACUAGUAACUAAAAAUUAAUUUAGUAAAACAAAUUUCUUUCUAAUUUCUGCAUGCUGGUUUAAAAAUUUUGUGAUUAUCUUUAAGAAGUCAUGGCAGACGAAGUGUUAAAUGAAAUUCCAACAAUAAACUCAACAAUUCCGAAUGCGUCAUCCCCUGAGGCAGAAAUAUUGGCAGAAUUAAAAAAGGAAGAGGCUAACAAAUUUUACGCUACAAAGGAGUACAAAAAAGCUUUAGUUGGAUACAGUGAAGCUAUUGAAUUAUGCCCCAAUGUAGCAAGAUAUUACAGCAAUCGAUCAGCAUGUUACAUGAUGUUGAGUCUCUAUCGAGACGCAUUAAAAGAUGCUCAAAAAUCUGUCGAAUUAGAUCCACAAUUUGUGAAGGCAUACUCCCGUAUAGUGAAAUGCAGCAUAAUACUCGGCGAUAUAGUGAACGCUGAAACUGCAAUAAAUAAAUUAAAAGAGAUAGAUCCAUCAAAUGCUUCAUUUACAUCCGAAUUAAUGGAAAUUGAUCAUUUACGAAGAUUUAUCGUUGAAUCUGAAGCAGCUUAUGCAGCGAAAGAUUAUCGAAAAGUUGUUUAUUGUAUGGAUCGUUGUUGUAACGUAAGUCCGCAAUGUACAAGAUUUAAAUUAGCAAAAGCAGAAUGUUUAACAUUUUUAGGAAGGUACCAAGAAGCGCAGGAUAUUGCAAAUGAUGUUUUGCAUAUUGACAAGCAAAAUGUUGAAGCAAUUUAUGUUCGUGGCAUGUGUUUAUAUUAUCAAGACAAUGUCGAUAAGGCAUUCACUCAUUUUCAACAAGUGCUUCGUCUAGCACCGGAUCACAUCAAAGCACUAGAAAUUUACAAGAAAGCAAAAUCUUUGAAGCAAAAGAAGGAGGAAGGUAAUGUUGCUUUCAAGGAGAAUCGUUAUGAAGAAGCUUACAGUCUCUAUACUCAAGCAUUGUUAUUGGAUCCGAAAAAUGUACUAACAAAUGCAAAAUUACAUUUUAAUAAAGCAACAGUUGCCGCUAAGCUUGGAAGGUUGAACGAAUCAGUAACAGAAUGCACAGAAGCUCUCAGGUUAGAUGAAAAUUAUCUGAAAGCUUUACUUAGAAGAGCACAAUGUUACACGGAUCGUCAGGAAUUUGAAGAGGCUGUACGAGAUUAUGAAAAAGCAUACAAAAUGAGCAAAACUCGAAAUAAUAAACGAUUACUCACGGAGGCUAAACUCGCUUUGAAAAAAUCUCAAAGGAAAGAUUAUUACAAAAUUCUCGGAAUUGACAAAAAUGCAUCUACUGAUGAUAUUAAGAAAGCUUACCGAAAAAGAGCUAUGGUCCACCAUCCAGAUCGUCAUGCAAAUGCUUCUGACAGAGAAAAGAAGGAACAAGAGAAAAAGUUUAAAGAAGUAGGUGAGGCUUACGGAAUUCUUUCAGAUCCAAAGAAGCGAUCUCGUUAUGAUAAUGGUCAUGACAUCAAUGAGGAUAUAGAAGACAUGGAUCAAAAUGCAAUGUUCCACGCUUUCUUCUCGCAAAAUGCCUCCUCAUUCCCUGGUGGAUUUGUAUAUCAAUUCGUUUAAGAAUUUCAAAAUUUUCAGCGAAAGAAUUGCGCAUUCUUAAUCAGUGAAUGUGUAUCAAUAAAUUCAUCAAUCGUUUUUUUUCGCCUCUAAAUGCGAAAUGCAUAACGAUAAAUUCGCGCACGUCUUAACACUACUUCUUAAACUGAUAAAAAGACUUCUUAAAUAUAAUAAUGAUAAUAAUAAUAUUAAUAAUAAUAAUUUCAAAUUAAUGCUGAACUUGUGAAAAACGUAGCGUUAAGACAACAAGUUUAUACAAUUUAGAAUUAUUGCUCCUAGAGUAAAACAAAAAAAAACUAUAAUGAUAAAGGAUUUGUUUUAUUGUAAACAAAUCUUGAACUCUUUCAACUUUCACUCUUAAUCUACAUAUAAUAUAUAUAUAUUUCCAGAGUGUCUAGCAUUUAAGGAAAUAAAAAGUCAAAAAAAGACCAUAAGGAAAGUUAUUUAUACAAAUGUACAAGUUCUUUUUUUCAAUAAUUUAAAGAAUUUAUUUUCCUUCGAAAGACGAUAUUUUGAAUUGUUUAUUUUAAAGAGUUACCUGUUUAGUGUAUUUUCGUUUUAUAUUAUAUUUAUAGACUUAUUAUUUAUAAUCCAUUAUAUAAGUAAAAAAAAAUAAUUAUUGAAAGAUUAGACAUCGCUAGACACCCUGUUUUUGAUGAACUUGUGUUCAUUAACAUAGAUUUUUAUUUAAUUACUUUAUGCAAAACAUAUUUAAAUGUUAUGUAUCUUCAAGCAUCAAAUAAACCGUUUAAAUAUACUGAAAUGAAUCAAAAGUA
Messenger RNA from Leptopilina boulardi, 2403 nucleotides. RefSeq names its product dnaJ homolog subfamily C member 7 (gene Tpr2). The transcript is spliced from 11 exons. Gene Ontology annotation, molecular function: protein binding. The record is from RefSeq and is a predicted model, not a curated record. Lineage: Eukaryota; Metazoa; Arthropoda; Insecta; Hymenoptera; Figitidae. The coding region runs from base 170 to 1630 and encodes 486 amino acids.